Symbiodinium natans is the source of this 4014-nucleotide messenger RNA. The record is from the annotation of a GenBank genome assembly. NCBI's taxonomy places the organism in Eukaryota, Dinophyceae, Suessiales, Symbiodiniaceae.
AUGUUCCGAGUCUGCUGCUACAUUCUGGUCUUUGUUGCCGGGGGCAGCCAGACAUGCUUACCAGGGGCAAUCCCGGAGGGACAGAGGUCGAACAUUUCCCAGAAUGGCCUUUCCAUGCCCAUUGGCAUAGCCUCCGGUGACUGGCAAUUCAACUUGAUUCUGACUGAUAUGAUGGAGAUUUUGCUGAAGGAAGCUCUCGGCUACAAUGUUGCACGCGUUGUAACGGGAUCUGGGCUCUUUAAACUCCUGUAUGUGGCUGGGUGCAGGCUUGAGGCCCCAAUUACAUGCAGCCUCCCAUCAUUUCAUCAUAUUACUCUGGAGGUAAUGGUGGCCCAUACUGCGCUGACUGAAUGGAUCACAGCUAUGGAGCAGCUGGGUGACGAAGCCCCGGUGGACUUGGGAAGCAUGGGCUAUGAGGGAACGGAGGGCUUGUUCGUGUUCCAAGAACCACGAACGAAGUAUCUUGCUGACACUGGUUUGGACCUGUCGUACUUCUUUUCUUAUAACGCCUCAUGGUUCCAUCCGGAGAACUACCUUGCCACAGUAGAUGAAGUGGACAUGAGUCAGCUUCGCCCUUGUGCAGAAAGCUUGCAUGUGGAGUGGCCUGGCCUGGCGCAGCAAUACCUAAGUGUGACCGGAGACUUAGAUGGCAUCGAGUAUCGAAAUGGUGAGGCCCAUUUGAUAUGCUGGAGGGACACAUGGUGGCUGGCACCUGCUUGCCGAUCAAAUGCUUCGAAUUGUAUUGCAGUGGUGACAGGACCGGAGGCCUGGGGGAAGCCUUACAUGGUGCAGCAGGCAGCUUUUCACAACAUGCCGCUUGCAUUGGCAUCGGCCGUGUCAACCUCUGCCUACCAGCAAAUUACUUUGCAGCUCAAGUCGCUGUUCUACUGGUGGACUCCAGACCCCUCGUUUGCCGCCUUCCAAACUUCCAAGGUCGUGUUUCCGCAGCACAACGCAGGAGAGUACAGGGAGGGUGUGUACAAGACCCAACCCAACAGUGAGCCCAUGCGCAAGCUGGUUUCAUCUGGGUUAGCAACAGCAGCUAGCCGUGCCAAUGGUCUUGUUGCAAACUUCUAUUUUUUAGAAAGUGAUGUGAGCGACCUCCUUGCAUUGCAUGUGCAGUCUGGCUCUAAUCCAUGGCACACUGCGUGCACAUGGCUGAAGUCACAUGGAGAUCAAUGGGCUGGUUGGAUACCUGCCAAAACCGACUGCACCGCAGGCAAAGGCCUUGUGGAUGAGUCUGGCAUGUUUGUCAGUGCAGGGGCGAAUGCCGCAGACUGUGCUACGUGUCCGCCUGGACGAGCCUCGCUGAAGUGGAACAACACGUUCCUUUGCGCUUCAUGUCCGGUCGGUUCUUUCCAGAACUCUUGGGGGGCCACCGAGUGCUCGCUCUGCGACACGGGGGCCAUCGCAGCAGAGCGUGGUGCAACGCAAUGCAGUCUUUGUACCCUUGGGCAGUUUGCCAACGGCACUGGCAUGAGCUUCUGCUUCAACUGCACCAUGGAGUCUGGUCAUUCUGGUCAGCGUGAGUUGUGGACAACCAGUCAAGAAGUCAUCUGGGAGACGGGCAGCCAAAUCAUUCAGGUCCAGGGGGCUACUUCCAGCUCCUUUUGUAGCUGUACGGUGGGAAGCUUUUUGAAAGAGGGCCGCUGCGUCGCCUGUCCUGUCGGCACGCACUGCCCAGGCUCCAACCGCCUGGAGUUGCUGCCUGGGUACUUCUCAUCGCCUGACACGCCUGAUGAUGUGUAUCUGUGCGAAGAGAGCUUCUGCCCAGGUGGGCCACCGGGCACUUGUGCUGAGAACCGUGAUGCUGAGAGUGUUGCCUGUACUCUUUGCCUCGGUGGUCACCGUGAGCAGCGGGACGGAUCUUGUCAGCCCUGCAGUGACUCUGACUACAUGCUGUUGCUUCUUCUUGCUGCCGGCAUUGUUGCCGGUGUGGCUGCACUAUAUGUUUCUUUGUUACAGGAAGAGCAGGCCCAGCAGAACCGCCAUGUUUUGGUGAUAGUAUGUGGUUUCUCGCAAUUUCUAGCAAUGCUUCAGAUGUUGGCCGUGAUUAAGCGCUUUGACAUCAGUUGGGGCGAGCCUUUUGCAAGCUUCUUGAUUUAUUCAGAUAUUUUGAGCUUGGAUUUCGAAAUGGUAUCCUUUACCUGCGUGACCAUGGGCCCUGUUGAGACCUUUGCGCUCAGAGCACUUACAAUGCCUGCAAUGGUGGUGGUUGCUUCAAUGGUUUAUGCAGCGCACAAGCUCACGGCUUUCCUCCUCAACGGAGCAGCUGGUGCCAAUCGAGUCAGCGCUCGGUACCUCUUGCGAACUGUUGGAAGUCUCUUCCUUAUGUUUUUCAUCAUCCUCUUUUCUAUGCUGCUGGCACCCUUCAAGUGUCGUGCGCAUCCGAACGGGCGGUUUACAGUUCAGGGCUAUGGAUCAGUGCUUUGCAAUGGUCACGGGCAGCACAUGCAGCUGUUUCUCAUAGGAGGCCUUGCAUGUAUGAUGCCUCUCCUUUUCCUUUCCGUUUGUAUUUGGCUUGUUUUGGUUGAACUUCCUAGACGCUUGACGCGGUCAGACACCAACUUUGUGAGAACAUGCUCUUUCCUCAUCGUACGGUUCCGCCCGGGUGCGGAGGUAUUUGCCGUAGUGCUUUUGAUAAGAAACGCUGUGGUGGUGCUCUGCCCAAUCGUGAGCACCAACUCCACAAAGCUCUUGAUGAUGAGCUUGGUUCUGUACGCGAACCAGUUGCUGGUGGCCUUGUUCAGGCCUUGGCGGUUCGCCCUCUGCAACUUCCUGGACAUGGUCAUUGUUCUGGGAAUGCUAGUGAUCCUCGACAUGGGCUCUGUGACAGUCAGGGAUUCGGAUCACAGAGCCACAACGGCUGUUGUCGUGAUAUUCCUCUCUGCAAUGUUUGCUGCGGCUUUCGGAACCUUCUUCUGGGCCAUAUCGAGGUUCUUCUGGCUCAAAAUCCGAAAGCGGUUCAAGUUCUUUCUCUGCCAUCACAAGCAGGGCGCGGGCUCCAUGGCGCGACUCUUGAAGAUGGAGCUAGAAGUUCGGCUGCCGGGCACAAGGACGUUCAUCGAUUGCGACGACCUCUCUGACCUUACAAGGCUUUUCAGCUAUGUGAGUCAGGACACAGAGACGUUCGUAAUCUUGGGCAGCCCCCAGAUCUUUACCCGCAAGUGGUGCAUCGGCGAGAUGGUAUCUGCCAGGCAAAGCCGUGUCAGAACUCUUUUGCUGGCAUGGCCGGAUAUGGUGGCACCCGAUGCUGUGCUCAUCGAGAACUAUUGCAGCAUUGUCCCAGACAUUGGUGAGCUAGUCAAGUUUGGGAUCAGCCUGGCAGAUGUCCAAGCGACCUUACGGUUUUUGAGCUCAGUCGAGACGCUCACUUUGCCAGGACAGCUCAUUCACAAUAUUGACCAGCUGAUCGAUUCGUUUACUGGCAUUCCUCACAGCAAAAUCAGCAGAUUUUCUAGCAAAGACACGGGAUCUGACUUUCCAAUCUUGGUGGACCCAGGCAACUUGGAGGCAGUGGCAUCGGCAAUGGUAUUGUCAGCACUGCUGAAGCCGCUAUUGUUGGGCACACAUUUGCCCAUACCCUCGGUCCUCUCGCAAGACUUUGAAAUUGCACAGUCGGCCAAGAUGUCGCUGAUGUUGUGCAGUGAGAGCUGCUUCAAGUCAGAGCACGUCCGAACAUGGCUGCUGCAAGCUUACCACGCAGCUUCCUGCUGCAUGAUCCCAGUGAUUGUUCAGGAUGGCUUCCAAGUACCUACAGCAAGCUACGUUUCGUCCGAGUUCCCGGUAUCUGCCAUGGACAUAGAAGAGCUACAUCUGUAUGGUGUGAUUAUCCGCGCCCUGUUUCAAGACAUUGCUUUGAUUUUCCUUCCCCAGAGCUUCAACCGCGAAGAUCUUGAUCUCCGAGCUCAGCAAGCCGCACGGAGGCUCACUGCUCCUCAGCAGACACUGAAGGACAAGGUUGUACGGCUCAUAGAGAGCUUUCACACGCCCACCCUAAAAUUGGUCGCCUGA